AUGAUGUUGAAAAGAAACAAAGCAAAUGUUAUAAAUAAUACUGAAGUAGCUGAAUUUGAACAAACUCCGACACCAUCGCCAAAACCAACGUCAAAACCAACGCCUUCACAAACAACACCUUCAAUGACUCCUGAACCUAUGAAAGUACAAACUCCUGUUCAAAAGUCAACUCCAAAACCGACUCCAACAUUUAAACCAGAACCUACUCCUCAAAUAAAUCGUAAAACUCCUGCGUUUCCUUACUGA
Trichomonas vaginalis G3 is the source of this 246-nucleotide messenger RNA. RefSeq names its product kinase C, putative-related family. NCBI's taxonomy places the organism in Eukaryota, Parabasalia, Trichomonadida, Trichomonadidae. The transcript has a single exon. The record is from RefSeq and is a predicted model, not a curated record. Bases 1 to 246 code for a protein of 81 amino acids.